Paramecium sonneborni is the source of this 632-nucleotide messenger RNA. NCBI's taxonomy places the organism in Eukaryota, Ciliophora, Oligohymenophorea, Peniculida, Parameciidae. The record is from the annotation of a GenBank genome assembly.
AAAAAAUUAUAUGAUUGAAGUAUCCCAUAAAAGUUUUCAAUUUCAACAAGGUUUGUUUAAUAGAUUAAGGUUUAAAAUUAAAAACGUGAGUAAUGUUCCAAUUACAUUUAAAAUCAGAUGCAAUAAUAACACAAAUUAUAAAUUAGACCAUUACUUUGGACUAAUACAUAGUCAUUAAGAUUUUGAUAAUUGCAUUCAAAAUAAUGAGGCAGCAGUAAUAUCAAAUUUAAAUAAAAUUAGGAUAUCAAAUUGUAAGGAGAUUAAUUGGAAAUUUAAUAUGCAGAAUAUACAGAUCCCUUAUAAGAUUUGAAAGAUUUUUGGAAAUCCAGAAAAAGCUUGGAUCAUGUUAUAAUUACUAUUGAAGUUUUGGAUGUCUAAUAAUAAUAGAAAGAAGCUAUACUUGCUGAAUUACAACUUAAAUCAUAAUCAUUACAAAAAGAAUUAUAAUCUAUCAAAUAUUAAUAUGAAUAGGCUUAGAAAUCUGCUGUCGAUAUCAAUUAUUUUAAUUAAUUCCAAGAUGGAUUUACGGUUGGCUAAUUGAUGAUCGUUAUUGUUAUAUGCUUGUUUUGUGGUGGAAUUUUUAGAUGAAUUUAUAUAUUGUUUUAAAAUAAAAAAAUAUUAGAAUUGUUCAC